Molecule: messenger RNA, 3159 nt
Organism: Fusarium redolens
Lineage: Eukaryota; Fungi; Ascomycota; Sordariomycetes; Hypocreales; Nectriaceae
Product: Aldehyde/histidinol dehydrogenase
Exons: 8
Coding region: 219-3131 (970 amino acids)
Molecular function (GO): succinate-semialdehyde dehydrogenase (NAD+) activity
Source: RefSeq, a predicted model, not a curated record
CAUUACUAACCGGGUUCUUACGUGCAUUACCCUGGAGAGAAGCAUAUGACGAGAAUAACCAACAGCGUUCAUCAAACUUGAACUAUUCUCACUGAAAAUCUUGUUUAAAUUCGGAGAAGACAAACGGAGAGGUGACUCAGGCCGUUUGACUCAUUCCUCUCUCAUCACUUAGUGACGCUACUGCUGAAGAUUUACAACAUAUUGAAGGUCAAGACAGAAUGGCUUACUCACUGCCGUUCAAGCUCAAUCGUCCCGACCUUCUCACCACCGAUUCCUACAUCGAAGGCCAAACCAAACCCGCCCUCUCCGGGUCAACCUUCGACGUACUCGAUCCUGGCACCAAUAAGCCAUGGACAAGAGUCACCAACAACUCAGCCGAUGACGUCGACGCAACCGUUCGCGUCGCACACAAAGCAUUCCAAUCAUUCAAGAAAACCUCCCCUCGAGCACGUGCCCAAUGGCUUCUCAAAUGGGACGCCCUCAUCCGCGAGCACAAAGCCGAUUUAGCAACGCUCUUAGUGUAUGAGACGGGAAAACCAUACAUCGAGGCCAUUGGGGAGAUGGAUUAUUCUUUGACUUUCGUCUCAUGGUUUGCCGGCGAGGCAGAGCGCAUUCAAGGGACGUGUUUUGCUCCAUCUGCGCCGGAUAGACGAGUCGUUACUAUCAAGCAGCCACUCGGUGUCGCGGUAGCAUUAGUGCCGUGGAACUUUCCCGUUGCUAUGGUUCUGAGAAAGGCUGCUGCUGCGUUGGCGGCUGGUUGUACGAUGGUGGUUAAGCCAUCGCCUGAAACGCCGGUUACUGCUAUGGCUUUGGCCAAGUUGGCUAGUGAGGCUGGAUUUCCAGAUGGUGUUCUGAAUGUCUUGCCGACUAGUCUGGAAAACACCCCUUCGCUCAGUGAAGCGCUUUGCAAGCAUGAGUUGGUUAAGAAGGUCACUUUCACAGGGUCAACGCGCGUCGGGACCCUGGUUGCGAACCACUGCAGUUUGGGUCUCAAGAAAGUUGUCCUAGAGUUGGGGGGCAAUUGCCCUUGUCUUAUCUUCGACGACGCCGAUAUUGAAGCAGCCUUGCGAGAACUUGUUGGGUUAAAGUGGCGCCAUGCAGGUCAAGCUUGCGUUACAGUCAACCGCUUCCUUGUGCAAUCUGGAGUAUACGACAAAUUCCUCCAGCGCUUCGUCGAAGAGACUGCCAAAUAUGUCGUUGGCCACGGCGCUGCUGAAGGAACUACCCUCGGACCUGUCACAAAGCCUGAGAGUUUGGAUCGAGCUGAGCGUCUCAUUAAGGAUGCCGUCGGGAAAGGUGCUAGAAUCGUGACUGGAGGCAAUCGCGUUUCUCCAAAGGGAGGCGAAGGCGGAUAUUUCUUCGAACCUACCAUUCUCGCCGACAUGUCCCAUGACACACUAAUCUCCUGCGAAGAGUGUUUCGCGCCGAUCGCAGCUUUCUAUAAGUUUGAGACGGAAGAAGAAGCCGUUCAGGCAGCUAAUGAUACACCCAUGGGUCUUGCGAGCUAUGCAUUUACCAAGAACGCAGAUCGUAUCUGGCGAAUGCUUGAGAAUCUCGAGGCUGGAAUGAUCGCGUUAAACACUGGCAACUCCUCUGCGGCUGAGUCACCAUUUGGAGGGAUCAAGAUGUCAGGCUAUGGAAAGGAAGCUGGGAAGGAUGUUGCUAUAAUACCCGUCUCUUGGAGCGAUCAGCCAAACCCCAUCCCCAACCUCCGCACGCGAACAUUCUUCAUAACAGACCAUCCUCUCGACGAGCAAAUCCUCAAGAACGGUCUAGAUAAGCUGAUCAGAAAUCACUGGCGAAAAUUAGGCGCGCGCCUUUCCCCAUCUCACGGCGAUACGCGCUUGGAGUACCAUUUACCGCAUGUUUUCCCUGACAACUAUGAACUCUUCAAAUGGUCAUCCGUGAGCGCCGGGUAUUCGUAUGGCGAGACUUAUGAAUUGUCGAAGAUUCUACAUCCCGGCGAUGGUAUAAACGUUCUCCCAGCUAUAGAGAGGAUAGACGCGCGAGUGAGACCCCAUGAUUGGCCUUUUGAACGGAAGGAUGAGCCGCCUGAUUCGCCGUUGUUAUAUGUCCACUUAACGAGGUUCUCUGACGGGGCAGUUCUUGCCAUGAGUGUACCGCAUGUGUUUGCUGAUCAAGGUGGGUUGGCCAAUAUCGUCAAGGCAUGGCUCGCUGUCAUUGAGGGUAAAACGCCGCCCGAAAUGAUGGGGUAUAAGGAUGAUGUGCUGGGAAGUGAGAAGCUCUCCAACCUUGAGGCUGACCCAGGCGAACGAAUUGGACGGAUGCGUAUACGCAGCAUGAAGGAUCAGGCGUUGGUGACUGGAAGAAUUGCUCUCGACCUGGUCAGAGACAGGAAGGAGGAGUCUCGAACUGUUUUCCUACCGAUGCAAGUGGUAAAGAAUUUGAGAGAGAAGGUGAGAGAGCGUUUGGAUGGUAAGCACAUUUUCGCGAGUGAGAUCAGCAACGGUGAUAUCAUCACCGCCAUCUUUACAAAACUUGUCAGAAUCAAUUCUGAGUCUAAGUACGAAGUUUCGCUUUCCUCAACUAUCAACUUACGAGAUCGCAUUCUCGAGCUUCAAGGCGAAAGAGGUGAAGGGUAUGUUCAUAACGCCGUACACUACGCAACAGCAAAAUUCGCAAUCAAACCCGAAACACAGUUAGACGAAAUUGCUCUGCAGAAUCGCAUAGCCGUGAACGAAGCCUUAAAGGAAUCUGAUAUUAAAGCUGGAGUUAGCACUCUUCGAGAGGUUGCUAAAGCGGGCCAAGUCAUGCUUAUAUGCGAACCUCAUCACAAACUCUACAGCUCUUCGAACUGGAGUGGUUCAUGGCAGGGUAUUGACUUUACAAAGGCUGCGCCUGCGUCAUAUGAUUUGACAAGCCAUAGAAAGGAGAUGGUGGUUCUUGGACAGAGUAAGACGCUCAAAGCGCCGAUGAGAUAUCGUGUUGUGAUUAUGUGUCGAACGAGUGAAGGGUUCUGGUGCGACUUUGCAGCUCCGGUUAAGACUAUGAGGUUGGUCGAGAGGUUUUUUACGUGGGAUCCUUCGUUGGGAAUCCUUUUGGAGGAGAUGGAUGCCGACUUGAAUAUUCGAGGGUACAAAAAGUUUAAACACCCAUGCCUUAUUCUAUAGUACACCGAUAUGAACCAUAAGUUUGCCG